Sapajus apella (tufted capuchin) is the source of this 469-nucleotide messenger RNA. RefSeq names its product secretoglobin family 1D member 1. The record is from RefSeq and is a predicted model, not a curated record. The coding region runs from base 82 to 354 and encodes 90 amino acids. Lineage: Eukaryota; Metazoa; Chordata; Mammalia; Primates; Cebidae. The transcript has 3 exons.
CCACGGCUCCACAGGCUCCUGGUGUUGAGUCUAAAUCACUCAUCAUUUGUGAAAGCUGAGCUCACAGCAGAAUAAGCCACCAUGAGGCUGUCGGUGUGUCUCCUGCUGGUCACGCUGGCUCUUUGCUGCUACCGUGCAAAUGCAGUGGUCUGCCAAGCUCUUGGUUCUGAAAUCGCAGGCUUCUUAUUAGCUGGAAAACCUGUGUUCAAGAUCCAACUUGCCAAAUUUAAGGCACCUCUGGAAGCUGUUACAGCAAAGAUGGAAGUGAAGAAAUGCGUGGAUCUGAUGGCCUAUGAGAACAGAGUGCUAAUUACAAAGACACUGGGGAAAAUAGCAGAGAAAUGUGAUCGCUGAGAUGUAAAAACUUUUUCAUGCUUGUUUCUACCAUCUUUCAAUGAUAUCCUAAUCUUCACUGCAGAAUGUAAAGGUUUCAACGUCUUGCUCUAAUAAAUCACUUGCCCAGAACGUC